Messenger RNA from Uloborus diversus, 1179 nucleotides. RefSeq lists its product as uncharacterized. Lineage: Eukaryota; Metazoa; Arthropoda; Arachnida; Araneae; Uloboridae. The record is from RefSeq and is a predicted model, not a curated record.
AUGUGUGAGUUGGCAUCUGCUACCAAAAGAAGCAGUUCAAAAUUUGGAAAGGGGGAGGAUUUGAGACCUGUGGAUUUUCGCUCCAUGGUAAGGGUCAUUGUAGAUGACGUAUUAAAGAAAGAUUCAACCCCCUCCAAAAAAUUUGUUGCAAAGGUUGCAGAGCAGUGUGUAAAAAAAUAUCCUUUGCUUAGGGAUAAAUUCAAUACAGUUACCCUGGGCACAGGAUAUGACAAUCUAGCUUACAGGUUGUAUACACGAGUGGAAAAUGUCAGGAGGAAGCCUAACAGCUGCCAAGAUUCUCCACCGGUGAAAAAAAGGCGAGUCCAGAUCGACAGCUAUGGGUGCACAGCCUUUGAGCCUCUUUUGCCAGAAGACAUAUCUGUGGAUGAGCUUCUCGCCAAAAAGGGGAUUUUACAGCAUUUAAGCAUGAGUGAUGGAGCAGAUCGAGCCAUUGAGCUUCUGAAGGAGACCUAUUACCUACAGAGAAUGGCGAUAAAUAAAAAUGUGCCAAUGGAAGAAUUAAUGAUGAAUUGCCCAAUCCUUUUUACUGAAAGGGGCAUUGAAGCCCACUCUCAUCUUCUGACUGAUAUAAAGCUGACAGAUGUUUUGCAAAAUACGGUACUAUCUAAAGCGGAGAGCCUGCUUUCCUUUUUCCGUUCACACAGUAGGAAGGAUGUCAGAGCGUUCAUGGUAGAACUGGAUAUGAACAUCUGCAGCCCAAAUGAACUGCUUUUGCUGGUGCUAGGACUGGCCAAACAUUUCGAUGAGUCAACUGAAGCAGUCUUUUUUAUUGAUGAGGUCUUCAAUCCUCAUAAUCCGCAUCCUAAUCUCCCCAAGUAUCCAUGUCUUGUUGGAAAAGGAAUAUCAUUGAUGCAAUGUGAAGAGUUCAUGUUAACUAUUGAUGGGGUAGCAGUGAACUCGUCCAUUAGAGAUAUUACGAUGGCUGUUGCUUCCUGGUUUGCUAGUUAUUCCUUUUUUAACUGCGUCUAUCCAGCGGAAUUUGCAUGCACCUUAGAAUUUUUUCAGAGGUGCUUUGUUGGAAUAAACCCAGCAUCUGGCUCCAAGGCCGAAAGAAGAGUUGGAAAAAAAUUUCAUCGGGGAGUUCAUCCCAAAAUUUUGAAUUUACUCAAAAAAGUUAACGAGUUUGACAGCUGGGUCAAUGAUAUGAGACAUAAAUAA